AGCCGCCGCCCGUACCAUACCGUACCGUACCGUACGGUGCCGUGCGGCUUCGCCAGGGGAGGGGCGCGGAGGGCGGCGCGUCCCGUCCCGCCGCCGCCUCCUCCUCCACCUGCUGCCGCUGCGCCAGUAGCCGGCUGGGGGGAGCCGCCCGCCUCAUCCCCGCGGGGGCCCUUUGUGCUGCUGCUCCAGAGCUGCCCUCAGCCAAGCGGCGGCUGCGUCACGGCCCAGGCGCUGCGGCCGCCCAGAGUCACCCCGCCGCGGGAGAACCGCCGCCUCGCCCCCCACCCCCCCUCCGCCAUUGCUGCGCGGGCCGCGGCGGAACGACGCCUCGCCGCCCCCCGAGGAAGGGCCGGGAGCCGCGGCGAUAAUCCUUCUAUCCUAGAAGAAUGGUGAAACUGGGGAAUAAUUUCAGCGACAAGAGCACAAAGCAGCCCCUUUUGGAGGAUGGAUUUGACACCAUCCCCCUGAUCACACCCCUGGAUGUCAAUCAGCUCCAGUUCCCGCCUCCUGAUAAGGUUGUGGUCAAAACGAAAACAGAAUAUGAACCCGAUCGCAAGAAGGGAAAGUUCCGUACUCCUAAAAUAGCUGAAUUCACAAUCAGCAUCACUGAAGGGGUUUCAGAAAGAUUUAAGGUAACCGUGCUGGUCCUUUUUGCCCUCGCAUUCUUAACGUGUGUUGUAUUUCUGGUAGUCUACAAGGUUUACAAGUAUGAUCACACCUGUCCAGAAGGAUUUGUUUUCAAGAACAAUCAGUGCAUUCCGGCUGGGUUGGAAAACUACUACUCUGAACAAGACUCCAGCACCCGAGGGAAGUUUUACACAGUGAUAAACCACUACAACCUGGCCAAGCAAACCAUCACGCGCUCCGUGUCCCCCUGGAUGACGGUGCUGUCCGAAGAGAAACUGUCUGAGCAGGAGACAGAAGCUGCCGAGAAAUCGGCUUAGUGGGAUCAGCUAAUUAGUAACACUAUGUCAUUUGAAGGUAACUAAGGGACUUUAAGGAACUUUUCAUUAAAUAUAAUUAUGGAUACUUUAGAGGUUACUCAUGUUUAUGGUGCAACUGCUUCUGUUUGCUGAUACUGCUUUGCAAAAAAACAAAAAAACCAAACCAAAACAAAAACUUGCUGCAGAACAUUCAUGGGCAGAAACCAACUGGCAUCGCUUUAGAGCUCUGACACCCUGUGCGAUGUUAACAGCAUCCACCCUUCCAGAUGUUCUUGCAGUUUAUUGAGAGUCUGGCAGAUUGCUUCACUGGAUUUUUCAGGGCUUGGACCUCAGAUGAAUCAUGUGUUCUGUUGUCUGAACCUUAUUUAUCAACUUUUUAAUUCUUUGUCAUUUUGCAAACUGAAACACCCCAGCCAUAAGCAGAGUGAUCUCUUGUUUAGCUGAAAGCUGUGUUUAAUACUUGGGUUUGGCUCAAGCAAGAAUGAUGUCAGGGGCAUAAUGUCAUGACUUGUAGGGAGAAAGAACCUGUCAGGUAGCAUUUUUCUUACAUUUUCUUUACUGUUGUUUAUUUGUAAGUGAUAAUGUUCUUUGCAACAAGGCAUGCUCAAUGGUUUUAUUAUUGCUGUCAACAGGAUUUUACUGCAUUUCCACUGUGGCUUUAGCAUCUUGGUAAGGAUGUGCACUGAAACACAAACUAGAUAGACAUUAGGGAAGGGAAAAACACAGGCAGCGUGAGGGAGGGAGGGUGAGGACAAGGAAACAGAGACAGUUCAGGCUGUCUGUAUGGGAAACAGCACCUUUGCAUCAUCCUGGCGAGGCAGCAAGCCGGCUCACAGCAGGUGCCUAAUUUGUUGGAUACAACCAAGGGAGUAGCAAGUCCAAAUUUAACUCUUAUUACAUUAACAUCUUCCCCUUUUAUUAAUUCCAAGGAGCUCUUAGUUUACGUAUGGUUUGCAGCUUGCCACUUUUUAAAGCACAGGGCAUCACACGUGAAAGUGCAGCGUAUUUGGUGACACAGCUGUCUGCUUUAAAGCUACACGUGAAAUGGAGCAAAGAAUAGAACUGUGUGUGGCUGGGGAGGGGAAGAGAUGUAGAAGAAUAUAGUAGGGUGGGUUCAGGUUAAAGUUUCAAAGUAAUUACAAACUUCUCUAUUCGUUGUGUGAAACCAUGUUUUCAUUUUUUAUUAUAAAUCUGAAAUAUCUUACAGAAAAGACAUCAUCUUAAUUUAACAAAGGCAAUGUGAAGCACUGAGGCAAGUCACCAUGGUGUUCGUGGCACUCGAAGGGGACAUGGUGGAGUGGACAUGUCAAAAGUUCUCUUUUUCUUUUGGGAGAGACUACACAAAAAUGCAGGGAAAUGAUCAGGGUAGGCUGUGUCUUGAGUUCUGUAGCAGAACAAACACAGUCAGCUUUGCUUUUAUUCUUCUCCAGCAGAAUUGCUUUAUCAAGCCCCUUUCCUACCCUAUGGUACAAAUAACUGUUAGCACUCAAGGUUUGGUGUGAAAUGGGCAUUACACAGCAAUCUGUAAGAAGCUUUUUAUUAAGUCAGUUUGGUAUGUGGAAUGCAUAAAAAGAGCAAUAAGUUAUGUGCCAAAUUUUCCUUUGCAUUUGAAAAUAUCAAGCUAGUUGAAGAUCUGGAAAGCCUCCCUCCCCCAUUUGCAUUUCCUCACACACGGGCUUUAGGGGGUGACAAGUCAUUCUACAUGUAACUUUUGACAUUUUCACUCUGCAGAGUAAAGCCUGAGGAGGCCGCUGCGUGUUGCGUGUCCUGUAGAGAGGACACAGGAGAGAGAGGGCAAAACACACAUUUCGUACAGAUGUAGUUACAGAGAACAUUCCACUCUCACACCCUGGAAACAUCUAUUCCCCAAGACUGUCCUACACAGAAAUGAUUCAUGGCCCAUCUUCUCCCCUGAAAUGUAGGACAAUAAAAACUGCUGCUGAGAAACAACUUCUUUCUCAUAACAAUAAAUGUUAAGAAAUACCAAGCUUUAAGAGCUAGGAGAAACAGAUGCUUAUGCUUCGUAAAGUCAAACUCCUUUUUUCCUGCCAUUUAACAGGAGGGAGGUUCCUCACUCCCACCUAGUUUUGAGAUUGUUUUGGGUUUGUUUUGUAUUUUUUAGUUAACAAAUUGUUCCCAAUUUCAGUGCUUUGAAGAGUUUGGCUUUAAUAAUGUCAAUCCUUUGCCUUUGUUCCCCCAUCCCAGAACAUCUGUGUCACUGCACAAGCUGUUUGUGUUGUAUUCUCUCUUCACCCAGAAGGAAAGUGCCGCAGCUGACUUCUUACCAUUGCUGUUACUAUUACAUCAACCUGAUCUCCGACUCGAGUAGUUUCAAAGGAUUAGAAGUAGAGGUCAUACAUGUGCGAAAUGAUCACUGUGUACUGAAGUGGUAUGAUUAAAUAAAAGCCUGAGACAGUGUA
Messenger RNA from Colius striatus (speckled mousebird), 3364 nucleotides. It is a transcript of the gene NSG1, whose product is annotated as neuronal vesicle trafficking associated 1. The coding region runs from base 387 to 944 and encodes 185 amino acids. Lineage: Eukaryota; Metazoa; Chordata; Aves; Coliiformes; Coliidae. Gene Ontology annotation, molecular function: clathrin light chain binding. Gene Ontology annotation, cellular component: endosome; membrane. Gene Ontology annotation, biological process: clathrin coat assembly; G protein-coupled dopamine receptor signaling pathway; endosomal transport. The record is from RefSeq and is a predicted model, not a curated record. The transcript is spliced from 5 exons.